Messenger RNA from Drosophila gunungcola (fruit fly), 479 nucleotides. Its product is annotated as acyl-coenzyme A thioesterase 13-like. The record is from RefSeq and is a predicted model, not a curated record. Lineage: Eukaryota; Metazoa; Arthropoda; Insecta; Diptera; Drosophilidae. The coding region runs from base 28 to 459 and encodes 143 amino acids. The transcript has 2 exons. Gene Ontology annotation, molecular function: fatty acyl-CoA hydrolase activity.
CUUUGGAACAACAACCAUUCGCAUAAAAUGGGAACCCGUAAAAAAGGAGUGGAAUUUGCUAAGCACAUUACGGAUAUCAUAACCAAAUCCACGGGCUUUGAAAGUCGCCUUCAUAAGAUACAAAUUUUGGAUGGCGGCGAUGGAGCCUGUACUGCCGAACUGAAAGUGGACCAGGAUCAUGUGAACUGGUAUAAAACCCUGCAUGGCGGCUAUAUCAUGACCUUGGUGGAUAAUAUAACCACCUAUGCCCUGAUGUCCAAGCCCUGUCAUCCUGGAGUUUCGGUGGAUGUGAAUUUAAGCUUUUUGAAUGGCGCCAAAUUGGGUGACGACGUGGUGAUUCAGGACAAUCUUUCGAGGGUGGGAAAGUAUUUGGCCUUCAUUGACUGCACGCUGAAGCACAAAAAAGAUGACACGCUCAUAGCCAAGGGAACCCAUCUGAAAUACAUAAAACUUGACUAAAUUUAAGAGGUUCCGUUGAA